Molecule: messenger RNA, 4555 nt
Organism: Condylostylus longicornis
Lineage: Eukaryota; Metazoa; Arthropoda; Insecta; Diptera; Dolichopodidae
Product: fatty-acid amide hydrolase 2-like
Exons: 1
Coding region: 385-2016 (543 amino acids)
Source: RefSeq, a predicted model, not a curated record
CAAGCGUUAGGUUAUAGAAAGUGAACAUAUAGAACAAGCGGGUCUGCAUUUUCGCACAUAAAUAAAUAUUUAUAAUAUUAUAACAAAAAAAAAAUAUGUGAUAAUAGUCGAUAAUAGAUAGAAUAUACUUCGAUAAGUACAAAAUAAUAAUGUGUGAUAAAAUAAACACAAAGUGAAUUUAAAUUUUACUUUAGUCAGUAAAAUUUUAGAAACUUAAGCGUUGUGAUUGAAUUUGAAUUUUUUUGUUCUUUUUUUUUCGUUUAAAAUUCGGAACAAUUUUCUUCAUUAUAUUUUAUUCAAAUUUUAAAAAUUUUAAAUAAUAUCAGUAUUGUAAAGAAAAGAAACGCACCUAACCUACAUACAAUAUCGAUUUAAUCAUAAAAAAUGAAUAACGAAAUAUUGCAUAUAAAUUAUAGUUGCAAAAAAAGUAAAAAUUCUAAGCCUACAAUUAUAGAAAAAUCUAUAAAAAUAGUAUAUAGUAUUUUUUUGUUAUUCGUUCGACAAUGUGUAUCUAUAAUAUAUGGAAAAGGUGAACGAGCACCUCCAAUAAGAAAUAAAAUAUUAUUAGAGCCCGUUACAUCAUUAGCUGAAAAAAUUCGAAAUGGAGAAUUAAAGAGCGUUGAUUUAGUAAAAUAUUAUAUUUCACGUAUACGAGAUAUAAAUCCAAUUUUAAAUUGUAUGGUUGAAAAUCGUUUUGAAGAUGCUAUUAGUGAUGCUUACCUUGUUGACACAUUAAUCGAAUCAAAAAAAUUUACAAAAGAUGAAUUAGCUGAACAAAAACCAUUAUUAGGUAUUCCAUUUACAACAAAAGAUUCAAUUCAAAUUAAAAAUAUGUUAAAUACUGCUGGACUUUGGUUAAGAAAAGAUUAUAGAGCAGAUGAAAAUGCAAAAACUAUAACAUUAUUAUUAGAAGCUGGUGCAAUUCCAUUAGCAAUUACUAAUGUACCUGAAUUGUGUAUGUGGUGGGAAUGUUCUAAUUUAAUAUAUGGAAGAACAAAUAAUCCAUACGAUACAAAUCGUACUGUUGGUGGAUCAAGUGGUGGUGAAGGUUGUAUACAAGCUUCUUGUGGAUCAGCUUUUGGUUUAGGUUCUGAUAUGGGUGGAUCAAUUCGUAUACCAGCAUUUUGUAAUGGAAUUUUUGGACAUAAACCAACAAAAUUUAUUGUAUCAAAUCAUGGACAAUUUCCUUCAUUUUAUGAUGACGAAAAAGAAGGAUUUUUAAGUAUGGGUCCAAUGUGUCGGCACGCCACUGAUUUAAAAUUAAUUUUAAAAAUUAUUGCAAAUGACAAAAGAAAAUAUUUAAAUUUAGAUGAGAAAGUCGAUAUAAAAAAUAUAAAAUUUUUUUAUCAAAUUGAUGAUGGUGGAGCACCAUUAGUUCAAUCUGUUGAUAAAGAAAUACAAGAUGCACUAAAAAAAAUCAUUCAACAUAUCAGUAAUGAAACAAAUGAAAAUCCAAAACAAGUUCAAUUUGAAAAACUUCGUCAAUCAUUUGAAAUAUUUGAUGCUAAUGUACAAAAUGUACAUGGUAUUGGAGCUCAAAAAUUAUUAACAAAUUUAAAUGGUAAUGUUAAUCCAUAUACAGAAUUAGGUAAAAUGAUAAUUGGACGCUCAAAACAUACAUUUAUGGGUGUUAUUAAUGCGCUCUUUGAAGAAAUUGGAAUUAGUCAUGGUUCCAAUAUCUAUUAUAAAUUUGUUGAGAAACGUGAUGUUCUUUUAAAAGAAAUUCAAGAUUUACUUGGUGAUAAUGGUGUACUUUUAUAUCCAACACAUCCAACAGUUGCUCCAUAUCAUUUCGAACCGAUAGCAAGAGUUUUGAAUUUUUCAUAUACUGCUGUAUUUAAUACAAUGGGCUUUCCAUGUACAACAAUUCCAAUGGGAAUUGGUAGUGAAGGAUUACCAUUAGGAAUUCAAGUGAUUGCAAAUCAUAAUCAAGAUCGUUUAUGUUUAGCUGUUGCUGAAGAAUUAGAAAAAGCUUUCGGUGGUUGGGUACCACCAUCUUUAGAAUUAGAAUUGUAGAAAUUUUAAAUAUUUAAACUUUUAAAAUAAAAUUGUUAAACAUUCUUUUAAAAAAAAAACAAAAACAAGAAAAUAAAUUUUAAAAAAUCGUUCGCUAAAAUGCCACAAAAAUUAUGUGAUUAUAAAAAAUGCUAAAUUUUAAAAAAAAAAAUAAAAAAUUAUUAAUAAAAUGCCAGAUAAUAAUUUAAAAACACUUAAUCAUUAUACAUUUUUAUUUAACUUCUAAAUUAGUUUCGAUAACAGCAAUAAAAUUUAUAAUAUAUACGUAAUAUAUUUAUAAUAAUGUAUAUAAUAUAUGCAUAUUUGUAUAUAUAUAUAUAUUUCAUAUGUAUAAAUUAUACAUAUACCAUAAAAAUAUUAAAAUAAUUGUAUAUGGCAACAGAAUUUUUCUUUUUUAAUAAAUUUUUAAUCUAAGAUGUUACAUAAUGAUAAUGAAUAGUCUAAAAUUUUAAAAUAAAAAAAAUCUAUUACAAGAGUUAAUCAGGAAUUUAAUUUGCUUAUUCACAUAUCUAUAUAUACAUACAUACAUAUAUAAAUUCAAUAUACAAAUUUUUUCUUAAAAAUUAUAUUAAUUGGGUAAAAAAUAUUAAAAUUAAUUUGCAAUAUUUUAUCUAUUAAUUAAUUGUACAUAUUAAAAUAAAAUCGAUUCUAUUCCAAAUUAUCACAAGUCAUUCCAAACCUAAGCAAUAUAUUCUAUAAUAUAAGAAGUGUAGUCCUUUAUGAUAAUUUUACGUUAUCGAACUACCAUAAAAUUUUUUAAUACAAUAUUGAUAAGAAGGAUUAUUACUAAUGGAAUUUUGGAUAUGCUACUCGUAUCUCGUUUAUAAUAAAAGCAUUUAAAAUUCUUAUCUAACUAAUUGGUUUGAAAAAACAAGGGUGAACAAUAUUCAAAUUUAAAUGGGAACCAAAAAAAAUAUUUUAAGUUAGAGUUUCUGUAUUCAAUAACUUCACUUGAUUUCCAUAAUGAUCCUUUCCUUUUAACUACUAUGAUUAAUUUUAGGUACAUUAAAACAGACCAAUAAUUUUUUAAAAUCAAAUUAUUUUUUAAUCACAAAAAUUUUAUUAAUCUAUUUACAUACAUACAUAUAUGCAAUUUUCAGCGAAUAGAAGAGCUUAUAAAAAUUUCAUAUAUGACUUGUAAUAAACUAAAUAUUUUUCCUUUUAUCAACAAUUGUUGAUUCAAUUUAAUAAAAAUUAAUAAGAGUUUAAUAAAGAGACUUGUCUUGAUCUUUUAUAAAACUAAUAUUCAUGCAAGACAAAUGAUCCAGAAGACUUGAGGGCAAUUUGUAAAAUUAUUCAAAAAUUCAAUUUUGUAAAGACGACAAAAUUUUGUAAUUAUGCCAAUUUUUUAAUCAAAUAUUAAUUUAUUAUGAGAAGUUUUAAUUUCAUAAAUUCCUACAGGAUUAUUUAGACCACGUAAAUAAAACUAAAAUGAUCUAACAGGAUAUAGUAUCAAUAACUUCCGUUAAUCUUAUAUUUUAGUUAAAAAUAGCACUAUAUUAUAAUAACACCAAAGUUAUAAUAACCAUCAGUCAAUUUCGAAUACAUUUAGAAUGUGAUAAAUUUAAAAAGGAAAGAUGUCAAAGGUAAGUAUUUUUAAUGAACAAACGUAGCAUAGUGAGUGUUCAAUUCAUAACUGAACUGAAUAUAAUGAAAAUUUUGUAUCAAGAUUUUCGUAUCAGAUUUUUAAAGGUAAGAUAUUGAUCAUUCGAAUACAUUAUGUCUUACAUUCCAGCAACUAGAAUGAAUUUAAUAUUUUUCAAUGUAUUUAAAAGACAACUAAUAAUUGAUGAACUUUUUUGAAAUUUCAUAUUAUUUCAAGUUUAUUCGGUAAAGUAUCGGACUAACUAAUAAAUUUUAUUAAAAUUGAAUAUCAAAAAAAAGACACUCUGACGGUGGGCAAUGUUGCACUUUAAAUUGCAUCUUAGCAGACAAUACCAUAAUGGUUUCUUUUUUAAAUUGAAAAUAACAUUACAUAAAGCAAAUCUAUAGAAAACUUUUUAUAUCGCUAAAGUAAUGCAAUUACAGAUUUAUUCAUAUUUUUGAUGCAAUUCUUAAAAGCAGGAUAUUGUUUUGGCUUUAUCAAAAAUGGCCCAAGUCAGAAGCUUAUUGUACUACAUUAACAAUAAAUAUAAUAUUUUAAUUAAUUUGUUGAAAAAUUAAUUAAUCUACUAAAGUAAUUUUGGAAUAUUAUUAGCUCAAAAAAUUUUAAGAUUUAGAAAAACUUGUGAUAAAUUGUUCUUCGAAUUUUAAUAAAAUCAUCUUAAAUUUAUUAAAUCUAAAAUUGACGGAACAAAAUACAAUUUAAUUGAUUUCUAUUCCUUCAUUUUAUAGGUUGUUUUUUUUUUAAACAAAUUUCAACAUUAAUAAGACAUUAUAGGAUUGAUUUCGUUGCACAAAAUUAUUGUUUAAAAAACAAAUUUUCAAUAUUAAUUAUUUAAUUAUUAUUAAAUUAAUUUACAUCUAAAAACACAGCAAAAAUUAUGUUAUUAAAAUUAUUAUUUAAAAAAUAAAGUACAUUAGAUACUUAAAUAUAUAU